Molecule: messenger RNA, 4099 nt
Organism: Cyclopterus lumpus (lumpfish)
Lineage: Eukaryota; Metazoa; Chordata; Actinopteri; Perciformes; Cyclopteridae
Gene: traf7
Product: TNF receptor-associated factor 7
Exons: 22
Coding region: 427-2388 (653 amino acids)
Biological process (GO): Notch signaling pathway; ribosomal large subunit assembly
Cellular component (GO): nucleolus
Molecular function (GO): protein binding; zinc ion binding
Source: RefSeq, a predicted model, not a curated record
GCAGUUGGUUCGCGGAAUUUACUGACAGGGCCGAGUCCAAUGGCAGCUCCGCGAAGUGGAUUGUGGGGGGCGUAGUUCGGACAGCGGAGAAAGCAAUACCGAUCGAGGGGGCCAGCCGUAAGCACUUCUACUACACGUCCCAGAACACACUGCGGUAUUUGAGCUGUGUGUAUGUGAGGCAGAGUGAGAGAGAGUGAGGGACAGAUUUAGGAAUUCGUCUGCAGACUUGCUGCUGCGCUGUUACAGAAAAAUGGCCUAGCAGUCCAGCUAACUGCUAACUGUUCAUUUGCGAGUGCUUCGAAGCCGUUGUGAGACUCCUCGCUCCAACCGAUACUCCUGGAGGAGCAGCGGCAGCCGUCACAGCAGCCCCCUCCCCCCACUUCCCCCCGCCGCACUCCUCCCCAGCAGACUGACAACAAGAGCAGGAUGGAGGCUUCAUUUGGUCCUACGUUCUCAGCCGUGGCUGCUGGAGCAAAAGCAGAAGGGUCCAGCAGCUACAAGCAGCACAGAAGAACUCCCUCCUCCUCGAGCACUCUGACCUACUCUCCCCGGGAUGACGACGACGGAAUGCCUCCUAUGACUCCUCGGAGGUCAGACUCGGCCAUCUCAGUUCGAUCGCUCCACUCCGAAUCCAACAUGUCUCUGCGCUCCACUUUCUCUCUGCACGAAGAGGAGGAGGACACGGAGCCCCAGGUGUUUGCCGAACAGCCAUCCGUAAAGCUGUGCUGCCAGCUGUGCUGUAACGUCUUCAAGGACCCCGUCAUCACCACAUGUGGGCACACAUUCUGCAGACGAUGUGCCUUGACUUCCGACAAGUGCCCAGUGGAUGCGGCUAAGCUAACUGUCGUGGUCAACAACAUCGCGGUAGCCGAGCAGAUUGGAGAGCUGUUUAUCCACUGUAAAUACGGCUGCAGGGCCACGGCCAGCGCUGCAGGCGGGGCCGCUGCCUGCACCUCCACAGUGGCCGGCAAACCUGGUGCGUACGAGGUGGACCCACUGGGCUGCCCAUUCACCAUCAAGCUGUCCACGCGCAAAGAACACGAGGCCAGUUGUGACUACAGGCCGGUCCGCUGCCCCAACAACCCUUCCUGCCCCCCGCUGCUCACCAUGAACCUGGAGGCUCACCUCAAAGAGUGCGAGCACAUCAAGUGUCCACACUCCAAAUAUGGCUGUACGUUCAUCGGUAACCAGGACACGUAUGAAACACACCUGGAGGUGUGUAAAUUUGAGGGCCUGAAGGAGUUUCUGCAGCAGACUGAUGACAGGUUCCAUGAGAUGCAGCUGACUCUGGCCCAGAAGGACCAAGAUAUUGCUUUCCUGCGGUCCAUGUUGGGAAAACUGUCUGAGAAGUUAGAUCAGCUCGAGAAGAACCUGGAGCUGAAGUUUGAUGUGUUGGAUGAGAACCAGAGUAAACUGAGCGAGGACCUGAUGGAAUUUCGUAGAGACGCUUCCAUGCUUAACGAUGAGUUGUCCCACAUCAACGCCAGGCUCAACAUGGGGAUCCUGGGAUCAUACGACCCCCAGCAGAUCUUCAAGUGUAAGGGGACAUUUGUUGGCCACCAGGGCCCCGUUUGGUGUCUGUGUGUCUACUCCACCGGAGACCUACUCUUCUCCGGAUCCUCAGAUAAAACGAUCAAGGUAUGGGACACCUGCACCACCUACAAGUGUCAGAAAACCCUCGAGGGGCACGACGGCAUCGUUCUGGCUCUUUGCAUCCAAGGAAACCGUCUGUACAGUGGCUCUGCAGACUGCACCAUCAUCGUGUGGGACAUCCAGACCCUGCAGAAAGUCAAUACUAUCCGUGCCCAUGACAACCCUGUAUGCACGCUGGUCUCCUCCCACAACAUCUUGUUCAGCGGCUCCCUAAAGGCCAUCAAGGUGUGGGACAUCGUGGGUACGGAACUGAAGCUGAAGAAGGAGCUGACCGGCCUGAAUCACUGGGUCAGAGCACUGGUGGCCUCCCAGAACCACCUGUACAGCGGCUCAUAUCAGACCAUCAAGAUUUGGGACAUCCGCUCUCUGGAGUGUGUUCACGUCCUGCAGACCAGCGGGGGCAGCGUCUACUCUAUCGCCGUCACCAACCACCACAUCGUCUGCGGCACCUAUGAAAACCUCAUCCACGUGUGGGACAUUGAGUCUAAAGAGCAGGUGCGGACCCUGACCGGUCACGUGGGGACAGUUUAUGCUCUUGCUGUCAUCGCCACCCCUGACCAGACCAAAGUGUUCAGCGCCUCCUACGACCGCUCACUCAGGGUGUGGAGCAUGGACAACAUGAUCUGCACCCAGACCCUGCUGAGACACCAGGGCAGUGUAACGGCUCUGGCCGUCUCUAGAGGGCGCCUCUUCUCCGGAGCCGUCGACAGCACCGUCAAGGUAUGGACAUGCUAAACCAACCAUUUGCUCUGCAGGGGUCCAGUCGACUCCUUUACCAACGGUAACCUUUCCACGUGAUCCCCUCCCCCACACCAGUUUCUUUGAUUGUGAUUUAAACGGCUACAGACCAAUAAUAAUAACCGCCACUUCACCGUUGAGUCGUUUGAGCAACGUGUUGCUUUUUAAAGCUUCCAAUGGCGGCCUCGACCGGAUCGUCGGGCUUGAGGGGUCACGCCCCCGACGUGACCUCAUCGCCAGUGCAUGACGGGGCAAAAAUAAGACGAGCGACCUUACAGCUGCACCACACGGCGCCAGAAACCGAGACCGACUGGAAGCCGCGCCCCUGCAAUCGGAGCAGGAAGCAGAGAGGGUCCCGCUUCCUGCGGAAACACCUGCCGUUUAAGAACUGUACUGAUGAAGCAUACGAUUCAAAUAAGUCUGAGGGCUGGUUUCACAAAUGGGGAGCGCAGCCACGCUCAUUAAAAUAUGUUCAUGUCACGCACCAGAACAAAGGCAAGACAAGGUCAUUUUGUGCAAAUAAGGCAGCGGCGGUUUUAUGUACGUGAGGAUUACGUUGACCCCUAACCCGGGAUUCACCCUCAGAACGUGAGAAGUACCCUUCCCUGUUUGGACCUGGUUUUGAAGUUGGGUUGUAAGAGGUAAAUGUACAUAGUCAGAGUAUUACGGACCGUCGGCACAGUAUCAAAGCAGAUGCCUAAAUAAAAUCAAUAUCACUUUAAGUGUUCGCUAUAUUAACAAUAUUUUCACCACUUUAUCUUAACGACGGGGAACUGAAGCCUCCCAGGACAAAAAAAACCCAGUCAUUUGUCUUCUAGAACAUUUGAGUUGGUUUCUUGUGACUUAAGAAUCGUCAAACCAAAGUAUCUCCAAACCGGCGGCCGCUCAUACUUCAUCCAAACUAUUCCGUUAACUUUUUGUCACUAAGCGGCAUAAAUCGUCCCAAACAUGAGGGCUCGUGUCUUAACCCUCCAGUUCAGCGCGCGUGUUUGCCGUCUCCCACAACUGAAACCAGCCCUUUUUUAAUUCAAAACGUUUUAAUAAGAGAAUGACAGAUCUAUAGAUUUACUGAGUUUUAUAUUAGUGCCAUGAUAGAUCUGUAUUCAGAGCCAUUAACGGUUGUACAGUCGUGUAAAAUAAGAAAUGGCAGCCCAUGAGACCGACUCACUCCUUUAUGUAUAUGUGAGUGUUUAAUGAGUGCCAUAAGUCCGGAUGAUAAACAAGGAGAGACUCGCCUUGUCUCCUCCCUCUUUCUGCCUGUCCCCGCCCACUCUCGAAUUGGGGUUAACAUAACCACAGAUUAAUGCUGACUGUUUCAUGACUAAUACUCGAUGGACAGGCCAGGGGGGGAUUGUGUGUAAUUGACCUUUGAACUCCCAAAAGGCACAUUUAAAAGAAAGUGCUGUGAAGUCCUGCUUUCCUGUAUUCUGUUCCAGGACCCAUAUUGGGUUGAAAACAUGAAAACGGACUAAAUAUGCCUGGGCGGGUAGUUUCAAGAUCAUGUCCAUCCAUUUAGACACGUGGGCUAAAUUAUGUUUUUACAGAUGUUCAGCAUUAUGUUGCCUUCAUUUACUUGCAGAACUGGCCACUACUUCAUGUAGCCUUGGUGAGGCGUCUGCACUGGUCACGGUUUCAGUGAUGCCUUGUCUACUUGUAAUCAUGUAAGCCUGAGUUGAUCGUGGAUCAAUAAAACUGUUGUACACUUUCA